AUGCCGGCUAUCGACGUUACCAAUGGCGGGGGAGAUGCCGCUUCCGUGAAGCCCAUCGACGCUACCGAGGCAUACAGAGGCAAAUAUCCAAUCGCGUAUGAGCAAUCUAAGCUUCCAUUUGACACUCCAAGGCGCUUGAAAGUUAUUGCCGUUGGUGCUGGUGUCAGCGGAUUGUCGCUGGCACACGUGGUCGAAAGUGGGCAGCUUCAAAAUGUGGACCUCCAAAUUCUCGAGAAGAAUGCAGGACUAGGAGGAACUUGGUUUGAAAACCGAUACCCAGGGUGCGCAUGCGAUAUUCCAUCUCAUAACUAUCUGUUUACCUGGGCACCAAAUCCGAAGUGGUCAUCCUUCUAUGUCUCGGCACCGGAAAUUCUGCAAUACCUUGAGGACGUUGCCAAUCGAUUUGGACUGAGAAAAUACAUUCAAACGUGCCGGAAGGUGACUGGCGCGCGUUGGGAUGAAGGAAAACAGAAAUGGCUAGUAACCAGCAAACAGACUGACGGUCGCCGUACUGUUGCAUCGGCUAAGGGGGAUGGAGAGGCCGGCGAGGACAUUGUCGAGGAAUGUGACGUUUUUAUCAACGCCAGCGGCUUGAUGAACAAUUGGAGGUGGCCUGACUUGCCCGGCCGUGAGGAGUACCAAGGUAUUCUUGCUCACAGCGCAAACUAUGACCCUCAGCUGGAUCUUCGAGGUAAGAAGGUCGCGAUCAUCGGCAACGGAAGUAGUGGCAUUCAGAUCACAGCAGCUGUACAAAAGGUUGCUGGCCACGUUUCGGCUUACAUUCGAUCGCCUACCUGGGUCACUGCUAAUUUGGGCUCCCGCUUUAUUGGGCAAGGGGUUCCCAAUCUCACAUACGAUGAUGAACAGCAGAAGGAGUGGGCCGAGAAGCCAGAAGAAUACUUGAAACUCCGAAAGGAAAUUGAGCAGGAACUCAAUUUUCGAUUCCCUCUAUUUGUUCGAGGUACACAAUUCCAACAGAUGGCUAGGGAGUUUACGACUAAAGACAUGCGUGCAAAACUCGAGAAAAAGCCCGCCCUGGCUGAUAUUCUCAUUCCCUCUUUUGCACUUGGAUGUCGCAGACCAACACCAGGUUCAGGUUAUCUCAAUGCCCUUUGUGAGGACAACUGCGAGGUAGUAUGGGGAGAGAUUGAUUCAUUCACGAAGACCGGAUUAAAGUCCAAAGAUGGUAAAGAGCGUGACUUUGAUGUCAUAAUUGCUGCCACAGGAUUUGAUUUAUCUUUUGUACCGCGGUGGCCGAUCAUUGGUGAAAAUGGCGUCAAUCUCCAAGAGUCCUGGAGAAAGAAUCCCGCUUGUUAUCUAUCUGUUCUAGCACAGGAUAUGCCGAACUAUUUUGUGUACAUGGGACCUGGAUGUCCUGUUGGACAUGGAAGCAUGAUCACAUCGAUCGAGCGCAUCACACUCUACAUUGCGGACUUGAUCAGGAAAUUGCAGACCGAAAACUAUCAUUCUUUCCGACUUCGAGAGGGAAAAGCUGCCUCAUAUCAGUUCCAGAUGUUAACUUGGUUGGAGAAGACCGUUUGGGGUGAUGAUUGCCAGAGUUCGUUCAAGAAUGGGAAGAAAGAUGGCGGGUUGCACGCAUUCCAUCCAGGAUCACGGCUGCAUUAUUUUGAGCUACUUCGGCGCCACAGGUACGAGGAUAUGGAUUGGAAGAGCCGAUGCUCUGACCCAAAACUUGACUUUGCCUGGCUCAACAAUGGAUUUUUGGCCCAUGAGCUUUCAUCAGAGGCUGAACAAGUGGAUCCAACUUGGUAUCUUAAUAAAGACAGCAAGUCCCUUUCGAGAUUCGUUAAUGCGGCUGACAUGUCGGAGGCUGUCCCCGAGUAA
This is a messenger RNA of Penicillium riverlandense, 1845 nucleotides long. RefSeq names its product flavin-containing monooxygenase. Bases 1 to 1845 code for a protein of 614 amino acids. The transcript has 3 exons. Lineage: Eukaryota; Fungi; Ascomycota; Eurotiomycetes; Eurotiales; Aspergillaceae. Gene Ontology annotation, molecular function: flavin adenine dinucleotide binding; N,N-dimethylaniline monooxygenase activity; NADP binding. The record is from RefSeq and is a predicted model, not a curated record.